Messenger RNA from Geosmithia morbida, 780 nucleotides. Its product is annotated as V-type H+-transporting ATPase subunit D. The record is from RefSeq and is a predicted model, not a curated record. Gene Ontology annotation, biological process: vacuolar acidification. Gene Ontology annotation, cellular component: vacuolar proton-transporting V-type ATPase complex; fungal-type vacuole membrane. The transcript is spliced from 5 exons. The coding region runs from base 1 to 780 and encodes 259 amino acids. Gene Ontology annotation, molecular function: proton-transporting ATPase activity, rotational mechanism. Lineage: Eukaryota; Fungi; Ascomycota; Sordariomycetes; Hypocreales; Bionectriaceae.
AUGUCUGGCGCUGCGGAUCGAGAGGCCGUCUUUCCCACCCGGCAAUCGCUGGGAAUCAUGAAGGCGAAACUUAAGGGUGCAGAGAUUGGGCACAGCUUGCUCAAGAGAAAGAGUGAAGCCCUUACAAAGCGGAUCGACGAGGCGAAACGGAAGAUGGGCCGGGUGAUGCAGAUCGCAUCGUUUUCGCUGGCUGAGGUGACCUAUGCCGUUGGCGGCGAUAUUGGCUACCAAGUGCAGGAGUCGGCAAAGGCUGCCCGUUUCCGCCUCCGGGCGAAGCAGGACAACGUCUCUGGCGUGCUUCUGCCGGCAUUUGAAAGUUACUUGACAGAGGGAAACAAUGAUUUUGGGUUGACGGGUCUGGGUAAGGGUGGACAGCAGGUCCAACGGUGCCGAGAGACGUAUGCUCGUGCAGUUGAAGCGCUCGUCGAACUAGCAAGUCUUCAGACAGCCUUCGUCAUCUUGGAUGACGUUAUCAAGGUUGUCAACAGGCGUGUGAAUGCCAUUGAGCACGUUAUCAUUCCCCGAACGGAGAAUACCAUCAAGUACAUCAACUCGGAACUCGAUGAGCUCGACCGUGAGGAGUUUUACAGGUUGAAGAAGGCAAGAUGGCAAACGCUCUCAUAUGUUUCGAACAAAAAGCAGCGCGACACUGCAGCUGCCGAUGCGGAAUUUAAGGCAAAGAGGGAGGCCUUGGCACAGAAAGAAGGCGGCGCCCAGAAGCAGGAAGAAGAACCUGCCGAUGCCCUUGCUGCCGAUGAGGACGAGGAUGUGAUUUUCUAG